AUGGCGUCGUACAUACAAGGCUAUGAUGAGAAAAGAUUUGCGACCACAGUCAAUCGAAAUUUUCUGUGUUUGAUUUGCUUUGACGUUUUAAGAGAGCCCGUCCUGUGUCCGAGAAACCAUCAUUGUUUCUGUCGUUCUUGUAUUACGAAACACCUCGAGAACUGUCGAAGAUGCCCUACAUGUGCGGACGAACUGACUGUAGAGACUUUGGCCGAACCACAAAGAAUGGUAAAAGAUAUUUUGAAUGAAUUGAAUAUUCAUUGCAUUUACAUCAACCGUGGUUGUCAAAAGAUCUUACAAUUACAACAUCUUGAACGGCACGAGGCUACAUGUGGAUUUACACCAGCCGUUUGUACAAACCAAGGCUGUGGUGCAACUUUAAACCAACGUGAUCUUAUUCACCAUCAAAGUGAACUAUGUGAAUUUCGCAAGUUGAAGUGCCACUCGUGCGGAGAAAUGGAGAAAAGAAUGGCGAAUCUCGAGAAGAAUAUGGAGAGAAAUGCGGCAGAUAUGGCAGGAAAACUCGAAGCAGUAAAUAAUGAAGUGAGAGGAUUGAAAACAGCCUUGAUUGAAGGUUUUGAUGAAAUGAAGGAUGUUCUUGUCAAGAUGGAGGACAAGAAAGAAGAAAACACAAGAAAAGUAAGAAAUACAGCAAGUGGUGAUAAGGAAAAUAUAAUUGUUGCUGGAGGUUAUGGAACUAACUCUGUAGAGAUGUUUAACUGGCGUCAAAGAAGAUGGUCGCCAUUACAAUCCUUACCAAAGAAGCGUCAUGGAGGGACUUCAUUUGUGUUCAACAAUCAUGUGACAAUUGCUGGAGUUUCGUGUUCUGGUUAUGUGGAAGAUAUGAUUAGAAUGAAUAUCAACCCAAACCCUGAUCUCUCGACACACUGGAGUGAGUGUCCUGUUAAACUACCUGCUAAGUUGGCAUACCACAGUAGUGUGCUGUAUAAUGAUCGUUUGAUAGUCUCAGGUGGUAUUAAUGGAAAUGCAGUAUUUGACUGUAUUCAUGAACUCCAGCUGGUGAUUCCGUAUACUGUGAAGACCUUAUCAAGAAUGCCAGAACGAAGAAAUGCUCACGGUAUGGAAUUAUUUGAUGAUAACUUGUUGAUCGUUGGUGGAAGAACAACUGGCAGUUGGCAAGGCAACCUCAGCAGUGUGGUACUGUAUGAUAUAAAGAAGAAUGAAUGUAAACAGUUGGCACCACUGCCGUAUGAAGUGAGUCUGAUGGCAACUGUGAGAUGGGGAGACAACAUCGUUGUUAUUGGCGGCGUUGACAAACGUGGCAAAGUAUUAGAUACAAUUAUCAUUUACAAUGUCAAAACAGAGCAAGGUCGCUUGUUACCACCAAUGAGAUGUAAGAGGUUUGGAUGUACUGCAGUUGUUAUUGGAAACAACAUUGUAGUACUGGGAGGGCGGGGUGAGCGACGAGUACUGAAGUCAGUUGAAGCUUUCAACUUCGAUCGUAAUACUUGGGAGGAACUUCCUGAAAUGUCUGAAGCAAGAUGGUGGCACAUGGCUGUUGCUGUAUGA
Messenger RNA from Paramuricea clavata, 1530 nucleotides. Lineage: Eukaryota; Metazoa; Cnidaria; Anthozoa; Malacalcyonacea; Plexauridae. The record is from the annotation of a GenBank genome assembly.